Melopsittacus undulatus (budgerigar) is the source of this 3628-nucleotide messenger RNA. It is a transcript of the gene SGO2, whose product is annotated as shugoshin 2. Bases 326 to 3316 code for a protein of 996 amino acids. Gene Ontology annotation, cellular component: kinetochore; nucleus; chromosome, centromeric region. Gene Ontology annotation, biological process: meiotic chromosome segregation; meiotic sister chromatid cohesion. The transcript has 12 exons. Lineage: Eukaryota; Metazoa; Chordata; Aves; Psittaciformes; Psittaculidae. The record is from RefSeq and is a predicted model, not a curated record.
CGUUUCUCCUGCUGCUGUGCAUCUCGAGUUGCAGCACUGAGAUGGGUGAUUUCACAAGGGUGAUGUGCUGACCGCAUGGAAUUGAUUCUUCCACCAAGAUUCUUCUCAGAGAUGGAUGUGCAGUAGCAACAUAAACAUUAAAUGGAAGCAAAUUGGCAAUUGCCCCUUCAGGACUUGGGACUGUUGUAAAACUGGAGGAAAUGAAAACUCAUGAUUGGCUCUGGAGGAAAACACUGCCUUCUGGAAAGAAUAAGGAGAUUCCUGGAUCAAUAUUAAGAAUUAAUGUCUACCUGAGCUAAUGGGAGGACUGCGCCACUGGAAAUGAAUGUUCAUUCCAAUGAUGGAUAGAAAAACGAAUGCUAAAUCAUCUUUCAUUUUCACCUCGGAUGCUGUUAAAGGACAUGUGAAGAAGAGGGAUGGAACAUUACGAGCUGCAAAAUGGAAUGCUUCCUUAGCAUCUAAAAUUAAGACUAAGUUAAUAAAUAACUCAUCUGUGUUAAAAGUAUCUUUAAAACAAAAUAAUAAAGCGUUAGCUGUGGCUUUGAGUGUGGAGAAAGAAAAUUCUCGGAAGCUAAAGAAUGAGAACAUCUUUCUUCAGAAGGAAGUAGAAAAGCUGCAGCUUCAUAAUAUCUUGCUUCGUCGAAAACUAAGUUGUUUGAAUACAACUCUUACAGAAAUAGAAGCAUUUUUGAAUUAUAAGCUCUUAAAUGCAAUACAAAUAAGCAGUCUUUCUGAGAGUUAUCUUCUGUCAGCUGGUCCAAGUAGCCCUGCUGAUGACCAGUUCAAGGGUACCUGUCAGUGUCCUAGAUCUCUAGAAUUGCCAGUGAAGCUUCCUUUAAUUGCCACAGCUAAUGCAAAACAGCAAGAUAGACCUUCUGUGUGUGAAUUACCAAAUUCUCAUAAGUGUACCACUAUUUUGCCAAAGGAAAUGCAUUCAGAUCAAGUCAAGUUUGCAUUAUCAUUGCCUUCUGGUACAAAUAAUCAAAAGUUAAUUGAAAUAGACUCAGUGGAAACAACCAUUGACAAAAAUAUAUUUUUUAAAGAAAAUCAAUUACACACCGAACCAACUUGUGAUAGUGCCCUCCUGACUCAUGUCAAAAAUACACAAUCUCUAAGAGAGCCUGAGGAGCUCACAAAACAACAUGAUCGUAGUUCAUUGCCACUCAAUAGAAAUGUGACUGAAAGGAAGAAAGACAAAGAACUUCUUAAGUCAAAAACUAAACCUAAUAUAAAAGAGUUUGAUAAAAAAUGUAGCUCAGAUAAUCUGCCUUACUAUGGUAUCAACAGGAGCAGCAACACUAAUGAUACAAAUUUGCAGGAAAGUUCAAGUGACUUGCCUUGUGUUAUUCCUUCAGCUCUUAAAUUUAACAACGAAAGUAGGACAGAUUUUAAGAAGCUGCUUUUGACUGAUAAGAUGAAGCGUGAAGAAACCGUUUAUGGUGCAGAUAUGGAAUUGACUGCCAGUGAUGCAGGGGAACUACUUGCAAUUACAGUGAAAGAUAAAGAUAAGUUCCACCAAAAUAGAAAUAGUAAUGCCAAUUCUGAUGAUAAAAUAUUAGCGAAUUUCAGAAAAGUAAAAUACUCUAAGAAGGAUAAAGAGAAAAUUAAAAGCAAGACUGAAGUCCAUUCAGAUUUGUAUGCAGAAGAAGGGCACACAAUGGCCGACAACAGUGAAGUUUCAAAAGCUACUGAGUCACAAAUUCAACUAUUCCAAAAUCAGACAGAACAUCUACCUACAAGAAAUCCUGUAGGGAAGCCGAGUUUGCCAAAUACCAGCAAAGAUUGUCAAGCACAAAAUUGCCCCAGUGAAACUAAAUGUAGUCAGAGGACAGACCAAGUUAACUUAAGGAGUGCAGGAAAACAGGAGACAGAUAAAGAAACUUGCCCAGAAAUAUUUAAAGACAUGGAAAGCAAAAUACAAAAAGCAGACUCAAACUCAUCUAUUAACCAGAUUGCACCAGAAGCUUACUGUGCUGAAAAUUUACCAUUCCAAGGUAACACUUCUAAUGUAUUGCCUUUACAGUUGGACUUUUUGCAUGAAAAUGAAAAACAUAGCAGCCCAAAAAUAAACAGGAAGACUUUUCAAACCCCUUCUAAAAUCAGCACAGCAAAAUACUGUAGAAAGGAAAAUGGGCAAUGUGGAGAAUAUAUUUCAAAAAAGUCUCAAACAGAAAUAGACCGACAUGACAGCAAAAGAAAACAAGACCAGAAGAACAUCAUAAAGAGAAAAUACAACAACAAAAGAAGUUACAGCCAAAGUGAAGAAACUGAAAGUGACAGCAUUCAUAAAAUUACUCAGAAAGCAGACCAAAAGCUUAGACAUUUUUCACCAGGCACAUUAAAGCGUACAUUGGCAAAGGCUAGCCGAAAAGCAUUUAUAAUACCAAAAGAAAAUCACACACAGUUCUCACUUCGUAAAAGCAAAGAAUUAAAAAAUCAUUUGCAUGCAGAGGCUGUUUGUGGAAAUAAAAUAACUACAACACUGAAAAUGGAAGCAGCGUUAGUUACUCAGAAUGGUGUAGCUAUGAAUAAUACACCACAAGCUAAAGAGCUAGUUGAUGCUGAUGCUUAUAGGUUAAAGAAAGUAGAUACCUCAUCAGCGGCACAUAAACAGCCCCACAUUAGUAAUUCUCCUGAUAACUGUGUAAAGUGCAAACAGAGGUUUAGUUCUGAUACUACUGAGACCAGACCAGAAAUAAAUUACUCCAAGCAUCUUGAUCAGGGACCACAGAAUACCUUGGAUGACCAGGAAGUCCCUCAUGGGAUAGAUUCCUUUAUGAUUGAGUUAAAGGCCACAGCUCAAAAAUCAGAAGUUUCUGAAUUCUUACCUCUUAAGUGUUCUAGGAAUAUGCCAUUAAAUGUAGAUAGCUUUUUCCAGGAAGGUCUUUCCAAUGUGGAGCUCCCAGUUCUUGAUAACCACAGUGGUUCCAUGAACUUCUUGAUACUGAAAAACUCUGAAAUCAGUGGGGAAAAUGAUAAUAAUAAAGUGCUGGAUGCUGGAAAAGCAGAACAAAAAAUGGAUCAAAUUUCUAAAGAGACUCACAAAAAGACUCUGACACCUUGUCAUGGGAGAAAGGUCUUGCAAGAUGUUACAAAUUUUAGUAUACAGUCUCACACUUCACCUAAAUCCUGCAAAACCUUAGAAGAAAACUCAGCAGCACCAUCUAGACGAACAAGAGCCAGUAUUUGCUACAAAGAACCCAGACUGAACAGCAAAUUAAGGCGUGGGGAUCAGUUUACAGAUACACAAUUUCUGAAUUCUCCAGUCUAUAAAGUAAAAAAAAGAAGCUUUAAAAGUAAAUCCAAAUUGAUUUGAAGAAAAGCAAAUUGUCUUUAUGAACAAUUCUUCUAAAAUGGGUACAAUUUUUUAACUAUAUGUAUAUGGUUAGCUGUAUAAAGUGUUUAUUGUUCUUUGAUUAGUGAAAGUUUCAGGUAUGGAAUCUCCUGGAGUCUAUCUAAGGGACACAGAAUACUGAGGAAGGCAAACACAGGUUAGGCUUCACUGUAUAUUUUGUAUUUCUGAUCACUAGUUUAUCAUUCUGUUCAAAGGGUUUGCAGCACUUCUUAAUUUGUGAGAAAAGUGUAUGUUUUGAAGAGAAUCAAAAAUAAAUCACCUUUGGGAAUUUCA